AUGGAACGAGGAGGUAACUUUGUUGCGCCCGGCCAGCAGCGCUACCUGCGCGCCUGCAUGGUGUGCUCAAUCGUCAUGACACAAACACGGUUCCGCCACGAAGGCUGUCCCAACUGCGAAGAAUACCUCCACCUCAAGGGCGACACGGACGCCAUCGACUCGUGCACGUCGCAGGUGUUCGAGGGCCUCAUCACCCUGGCCAACCCGGCCAAGAGCUGGGUCGCAAAGUGGCAGCGACUCGAUACCUAUGUCCAGGGCGUCUAUGCCACCAAGGUCUCGGGCCAGCUGCCCGAGGAGGUGCGCACCGCCAUUGAGGAGGAGUACCGAAUCACAUAUAUCCCGAGAGACGGCAGUGCGGUCGAGACUGAGUAG
Molecule: messenger RNA, 372 nt
Organism: Pestalotiopsis fici W106-1
Lineage: Eukaryota; Fungi; Ascomycota; Sordariomycetes; Amphisphaeriales; Sporocadaceae
Product: Transcription elongation factor spt-4
Exons: 3
Coding region: 1-372 (123 amino acids)
Biological process (GO): positive regulation of DNA-templated transcription, elongation; mRNA processing; regulation of transcription elongation by RNA polymerase II
Cellular component (GO): DSIF complex; nucleus
Molecular function (GO): RNA polymerase II complex binding; zinc ion binding
Source: RefSeq, a predicted model, not a curated record